Frankliniella occidentalis (western flower thrips) is the source of this 5020-nucleotide messenger RNA. RefSeq lists its product as uncharacterized. NCBI's taxonomy places the organism in Eukaryota, Metazoa, Arthropoda, Insecta, Thysanoptera, Thripidae. The transcript has 11 exons. The record is from RefSeq and is a predicted model, not a curated record. The coding region runs from base 1803 to 4871 and encodes 1022 amino acids.
UUUCAUUUUAUAAUGCGCCAGUAACAAAUUUCCUUAUACUGGCGUAGUUUAAAAAUCGAAGGCCGGGCAUGUUUACAGAUUUCGGUAAGCCAUGCACAAAGAAUUUUAUAAGAUUCUAGUGUGCAAUUUCUGCUUGCAUGCAGUCCAAACUGCAGUUAAACUGCACUUUCCAUAUCACGUCUCAAGCUCCUUGUCUAAACCGCAGUAGUUAUCCACCUUUUAACCAUACAAAACACUGUGUUCAAAUAGUAGGUAGACUACAGUUUACACAGCCACCAUGAAAAUUUUUGUGGGACUUAAGGAGUUUUCUAUGAAAUCGUCUUAAGUAUGUGAUCUUAAAUCGACGAAUUUUCAAUCCGUGAGUAUGAAAGUAAACACACAUAUUUUAUAGAGCUACUAGAUCGCCGCAACCCAAAAAAAUUGUCGUAGCUUUAUGGAAAUUGAUCGUAAAAUUACAAUUGAAAGUUUUCAAUUUAAGCGUUUCGUGUUGACAUACAAUUUAUCGACAAAGCAAGAAUAGGCUGUAAUCUUUUAAAAAAAUCGUAAAUAAAAAUUACGAAAAAUGGUAUAGAUUUACCUACUAGGACAGAGACCUGUAUCGGGCGGGUUGUCGGGUAAGAUGGGCGCGUGAGCGCACCUCGUUGUCGGGCCGUGUCCGCUCGCUCGACAAGCCAGCGCGACCCGCUCGCCCGCCCGGUAACUUUUAGUCGGGUUUGUCGGGUUGUCGGGCAGCCGAUAGACCCGCAAUGGGUGAGAGGUGAGGAGGGGAGUAGGUGCGGGGCAAGCUACCGGCCGGCAGCGGACUGUCAACCGAGCGUCUCACCGGCAAGGUGGGGGGGAGACAGUUGACAUCGUGCGCGCUCCCUCCCUCCGUUCGCCUGCCGUGGCCCGACAACCCGCCCGAUGCAGGUCUCUGUACUAGGAUAUGUUCCAGAGUGCAAGGGUCUGCAGUGGGACCGUCACGCCGCACUGAACGGGGAAGUUAAUAUCGAAACGGCAUCGUUUCGACGUCGAUUCCAUCAUAUUCCAAUAUUGUUUCGACGACGGUUGGACGUCGGCAGUUCAACUGGCAUCCCUCGCUCAUUCGCUGCUGAGUGAGGGUCGCGGUUGGACUCUCGACAUAUAUUAGAUGUUUCCAAAUUGUGUCCGAGUGUGUCCCACUUAUAUAUUACCACGCAUUGUCCGCACACACUUUCUCACACAAUUAUUGUCUAGACCCAAUCGCAUGUGCACUUUUCGGGCCGGCUCCACACCCCUACGUUUGUAGUUUUGUGUUACUUGGUGUUACUUCCUUCCUCUUUAUCUUGUUCUCUUUCUUUCUUUUUUUUUCGUGUAAAUCUCUCUCUCUCCCCAGGCGCCUGGCGUGCCGCCCUAUAGAGGGGGAGGAGACCGCACACUGACCGAACUAUUGCCUUCCAGACUCCUCCAAGAAGAAGGUGGUGCGCCCCAAGUCGUCUCCUCGGAAGAAGGCCCGCCUCUGGGCCAAGGGGGUGCUCUGCAGGAAGAAGCGGAAGGUGGCCGCGCGGGCAGGGCGCGCGCCCGGCAGGGCGGCGCAGGCCAAGGCCCCCGCCCAGGUGGAGCACGGGGCCGCGAGCCGCGCCUUGCACAAGGCAGAGAAAGACAUUCUGGAGGCUGUGAGCGAGAGGCUAGCUCAGGCUCAUCGAGAGGGGAGAGACACCGACCACUUGAUACAGUACGCCUUGGAGCGCGAGAACAUCAGGCAGGGCUGCACAGAAUGUACUUCUCUCCCUUACGUUUUCAAAUCGUUUAAACUUGACGGCCGCCUGAAGGGCGUCAAGUGGAUGUGUCUGACCUGUCGACCAGACGUCCCUGGGGACGCGGAGGGAGAGAAACACAUUCUAGAGUUGUUUGAGAACCUUUUCACUCGCGACAAAGAGAGUGUCGUGGUUUCGGAAGAAUUAAUGAUGCCUUCCAAAAUUGUUAUUCAAGGCUCGCCCCUUGCCCUUUUCGCCGUGGUGAUGCCCGAUGACUUCGAGCCUCAGCCCCAGGACUUGGUGAUCCGGAGAGGCCGAGGCCUUCCCGAUCCCGGGGAUCCCGAGGAUGUGGCUCGAGGCCCGUGGGCCGUGGUAGGGGAUGAGAACGCAAACAAAACGGUCUGCAAGCGCACAGACGCUGCCGACCCCGAGGCCUCCCCGACGGCCUCCCCCGCGGGCCCAGUCGGGCCGACGGGGUCCCCGGUGAGCUCGGGCGAGAGCGCCCAGGAGGAGCAGGGGCGGCGCCCCAAGGAGGCGGUAAAGGCGGAGCCGAGCUCUGGCGAGGAGACGAUCGGGGAGACCGAGGGAGAGGAGGCCCCCGCCACCGUGGCCGACGUGAAGGUUGAGGAGGACGCCGACGAGGAUCAGCGCAUUGAGGACGUGGUGCCCAAGGUGCACAAAGGCACGGGGCAGAAAGGUACCCGGCGACAAAAGGGCAAGAAGAAGACCGGACGGUCAGCUUCCAGGCGGCAGCGGGCAUGGCCUCAGCCACAAGACCCUCAGGGCCUGCAGGAGCCCCAACGCAACUCCCCGAAUGAAGGCGACAACAACGAUGGUGGUGAUGACGGCGAUGAUGACGGUGGUGGUGAUGGUGUUGACGCAGAUGACGUCCAGGGAGGCGUGGUGAAGCUGGAGGAGGCCGACAGCAGCGGCCAGGGUGACAACAGGGCCGCCGCCACCACCGGGUCGCCACCACCGUGCGCUCACACCACCACCGCCGACGGGGGCGAGGACGUGGGCGUCGACGAGUCUGCCCCAGCGGCCACCAGGGAGGAGGGGGAUGACAGCCCGCCUGAGCCUCGGCUCACGGAGGACGCGCCACACGUAGAAGACAAGUCGGUUAAAAAAAGGAGUAGAAAGCAGGCCGUAGACAAAAUCAGACAAUACAUCAGGAACUCGCUCGACUCCGAGAUGGAAAUUCCCCCUCCCGGCGACUCACUGUCCCCCUCGGUGGACUCGUCCUCCACCCCCAUGUCGCCCAGGGCUGCCCCCUCCAAACCGCCUCCCGCCGGGCGCAUGCGCACCAAGGCCGCGCGGAAGGCCGGCGUCGACGACAAGGGCGGGCCCCAGGAGCUGGACGCCAAGCCGGACGCACCCACGUCUCCCAAGAGGAGGCGGACCAGCUCGGCUGCCAGCGAUCCGAGUGGAGAGGACGAGCCGGACGUCAAGCAGCCGCCGGCGGACCCCGCGGCAACCCCUGUCCAGCAGCAGCAGCAGCAGCAGCCGCCACAGCAGCAGCCACAGCAGCCACAGCAAGAGCCGCAGCCGCAGCAGGUCCACCACCAGGUGCUGAUGCUGCACCAGGCCGGGACGCCGGCCGCCGUCGAGGUGGCGCCCGCGCAGCCGGGGCACCCCCGCGUCGUCGAGUACACCUACUACCCGCUCAACGAGCUGGCCGCCAUCCACGCCAUCCGGACGGCGCCCACGCACACCGUGCACCACACGCCCCAGAACGCGCCGCCCACCCCGGCCGCGGCCCAGCCGCAGGCACCCGCACCGGCACCCACCCAGGCACCCGCACCGGCACCCACCCAGGCACCCACCCAGGCACCCGCCACGGUACCCACCCAGGUGACCGCCCAGCCACCGGCCCAGGAAGAGGGCCACCCGGCCGCGGCCCACGGCGGCGGAAUGUACCCCCAGCACGGGUACCCGACGUCGGCCCAGUACUACCAGCAGGGCCACCCUCCUCAGGCACCCCACCGUCACGCGCACCCGCAGGCGCACCCGCAGGCCUUCCAGCAGGUCCAGCCCGGACGCCAGGGCGCCUAUCAGAUGGCAGUCAACGCGUCGCGACACGCUCAGUAUCAGGCCAGCUACCAGGAGGCGUACCACCACCAACAGCAGCAGCAGCAGCAGCAGUACCCGUACGGCAGGCCCGCCUACAAGCAGGAGUACCCGGGGUACCAGCAGUAUCCCGAGUACCACCAGCAGUACCCCGAGUACCAGGUGUACGCUGGUCAGCACGACGCCCAGCAACAUGGAGGACCCCGGGUAGAGUACCACGGCGGUUACCAGGGCUACCCCAACCGCACCGCCCCAGCCGCCGCCGGGCAGUACCCCCAGGGCUUCUACCAGCGCGCGCAGCCCGUGCAGCCGCAGGCACAGCACGCUUGGAACUGGUGCCAGCAGCAGCAGCAUCAGCAGCAGGAGCACCAGCAACAGGAGCAGCAGUACCAGGACUACGCUCACCACUACCACCACGAGAGCGGCCCGGCAGGGCUGGGCGGCCCGCCGCAAGCCAACCGCGCGCCGCAGUGGGGAGGGCAUGCCCAGGCCGUGCAGGCCCAGCCACAGGCCCAGCCGCAGCCACAGGCCCGCCUGCCGGCGUUCUACCCGACACAAACCAAGGCCCAGAAGCAGGAGAGCAAGCGCGCCAGGCAGGUGCAGGAGGAGGCCCAGAGGAUCUACGACGAGGCGCUUGCCAUGCAGAAGGCGCAGGACGCCCUGCGGCAACAGUUGCAGGCCGCCAAGGCCAAGGCGGUGGUGCCAGGGGCCGAUGCCAAGCCGCAGCAGCACGACGACGGCGCGCUGCACCAGGAGAAGGGCCAGGUCGUCGGGCAGAGCGUCGGCCAGGGUUUUGGGCAGAGUCUCGGGCACGGCGUCGGCCAGGGCGUCGGCCAGGGCGGAGGCGACGACCACCUCUGGGGCUACUACGACCAGGCGGGCCAGUGGGUCAUCCACCCGCAGUGGGGGAUGCAGGCCCCGGCCGCUCCCGCUCCCGCCCCCGAGCCCCGCCAGCCCAAGCAGAGCAAGAGGAAGCAACUCGAGCAGUACGAGCACGCCGAGAGCUACCACCCGAGCCAGUUGCACCAGCAGUGGAUGGGCAGCAACAACAACAACAACAACUUCAACAAGGGUUUCAACAAGCCUUGAGCCAGCCGUCACCGCAGGCCGUUGGAUUAAGUCUCGUAAGGCAACCCCCUCUUCUCGCGGGGAGACUCAAUCGCCUUAUCUCCAUACCCUCUAGGGCGAGCUCAAGACUCGUGGAGAUUGAAUUGAUUGAUUUGUUGUUGUUUUUUGUA